This is a messenger RNA of Salvia hispanica, 1111 nucleotides long. RefSeq names its product transcription factor MYB60-like. The record is from RefSeq and is a predicted model, not a curated record. Gene Ontology annotation, biological process: response to auxin. NCBI's taxonomy places the organism in Eukaryota, Viridiplantae, Streptophyta, Magnoliopsida, Lamiales, Lamiaceae.
UACCACGUGAUCCCAAUGAUUUAUUUUUCCCCCAAAAAUUAUUGACUUCCUCUAGAUUUAAAAGGGCGACAGUAGAGCAACACUGCAAUGCAAUGCCCCUUUUUUGUUGGCACCUUAUCUUAUAUAUCACCUUCAACUACUCUUCACACAUCUUCACAAAAUGGGAAGGCCUCCAUGCUGUGACAAGGUUGGGAUCAAGAAAGGUCCUUGGACUCCUGAAGAAGACAUCAUUUUGGUCUCCUAUAUUCAACAACAUGGUCCUGGCAAUUGGAGAGCAGUACCUACUAACACUGGACUGAUGAGAUGCAGCAAGAGCUGCAGGCUGAGGUGGACCAACUACCUAAGACCAGGGAUCAAGAGGGGAAGCUUCACCCCUCAUGAAGAAGGGAUGAUAAUCCAUCUACAAGCUUUGUUAGGCAACAAAUGGGCCGCCAUAGCCACGUACCUUCCGCAGAGGACAGACAACGACAUCAAGAACUACUGGAACACGCACUUGAAGAAGAAGCUCAAGAAGAUCCAAUCCGGCCUCGAGCCCCAAAUGCCACCCCAUCCCACGACGUCGUAUCAUCACUUGGCGUCGUCCGAGAAUUCAUCCGUGUACGCUUCCAGCGCAGAGAACAUCUCGAGGCUUCUACAGGGAUGGAUGCGAUCGUCCCCUAACAACGUUGAUUUUGGGAAAACGGUCCCGAGCCACGAAAGCCAGUGGCAGAAGAUCGAGGAAGGGAUGGCUAAUGAUCAUGAUUUGGAAAGGAUGUUGGUGUUUGAGCACCAAACCUCGAAUGUCGCGGUGGCGUGUGAUAAAUCGUCGUGCGAUUCGAGCCAGAAGGGCUCGGACAGCAGCGUUUGCAAGAUCGAUAACGGCAAUCCGCCGUUGUCGUUUCUUGAGAAAUGGUUGUUGGAUGAGAGUGCAGCUCAAGUUGAAGGAGCUAUGGAAUUGCCUCCCAUAUUUUAACUAUAUGCUUAAUUAAUUUCUAUUAUAUUUGCAUAUUGAGCUUAAUUAAUUAAUAUUAGCAGUAGUAAUGAGCAUCUGAAAUUUUUUUAAUUUCAGAAACUUAUCUUCGUUCCAAAAAGUUGGAUAACUCUAUGCUGCUACACCCCUUUUUCCUUUUUA